UGCCUGACAACAGUCAGAAGUCUCUAACUGUGGUUCCUGAUUCACGGAAAAACCACUUCGCGGAUUUUUCAUGGUGGUGUUUAUUCUAGUAAAUCUGAAUUUCUCACACUUUCCUGAUGUUAAGCUAAUGUUACUUGUGUAAACCCAAAGAUGAGGACAUUCCUUGCAUUGAUGCUCACUCUGACAGGUGCUCACUGCAAGGAGGUGUACGGUCCAGAUGUGGUGACCGGGUUGGUGGGGCAUACAGUGACCAUUCCAUGCAGAUAUGACAAGCACCACAGAGACAGAGUGAAGUACUGGUGCGCAGGUAGGUUACGAAGCGCCUGCGUGAAAAUGGCGAGCACGGACGGCUCUGUUACAGACAGCAGGGUCUCCAUCAGGGAUCAGAAGCCUCUGGGAGUCUUCAAUGUCACCAUAGCCUCCCUCGUGAUAAAGGACACGGGCUGGUAUCAGUGCGCAAUAAAGAGAUCCAAACUCAUUAUCGAUGACAACCACAAAGUGUAUCUCAACGUCUCCAUAGGCAGUGAAUCCGGUUUAGAUACAGCGGUGCAGAAUUCACCAGCCAAGCCUGUCACCAUUGAGUCCAGUGUUGCUGGAGUGUGGGCUGUGAUCCGGUGGAUUCUCCUCUCCCUGAUGUUGGCUUGUUUUUUCACGGUCACCUGGUGGAAGAGGAGCACUUGCAGAAAGUCGGUGCCCGCUGCUGCACACACCCUGCAGGGGUCAGACUCAACGCGCUCCCAUGUCUCAUCUCAUUGUGCACCCAGGUCGUCCCCCAUGGAACUGAGAUGAACUUUGGCUCAGAUGCAUCGAUUUGCAGUCUGACAUUGACCCAGGGCAAAGUACAGUUUUGGUUUUCAAUCUGUGUACAACUGAAUUUUUAUAUAAAAGAGACUGGUAACCGUUUCUAAACAUCACCUGUCACCUGUACGUGUACUCUUUGCAUUGUGUUGUGGUUAUAGCAUCAUAAUUUGGUUUUGCUAUUCUAAAUCACUUGGAUAUUAUAUUGUGUUGUGUCAAUCACAUGAUGAAAAAUGGAGGUAAGAGACUGCUAAGGGCUUCCUUUGCGAUUGUACAUAUUAAUAAUUUCAAUCCUGAAUUUUUGUCUUAUUGUUUUAUUUAUUUUUACAUUAAUUUGCAGCUGAUCCACUUUAUUGUAGUGGAUCCAUGAGCUCCAAGAAAAUGGCUCUGUGAUCAAACUAACAAAAAAAAUGAUUUGUGAGUGAAACCUUCAAUAUAUUAAAUAAAAUCCGUAAUCAUACUAACAACA
This is a messenger RNA of Anguilla anguilla (European eel), 1267 nucleotides long. Its product is annotated as CMRF35-like molecule 8. Bases 151 to 789 code for a protein of 212 amino acids. The transcript has 4 exons. Lineage: Eukaryota; Metazoa; Chordata; Actinopteri; Anguilliformes; Anguillidae. The record is from RefSeq and is a predicted model, not a curated record.